CCUGUCUAAAGGUCAGUGAUCACAGUGUAAAUAUACGGUUUUAAAGUCUCCCAGCUGCUGAACUGUGAACUGAGGAGAAAAAAAAACCAUUUUUUACAUGGGAUUGUGACACAGUGAGUAAACGAAGGUAUAUUCCGUCGAUUACAUUUUUUAUGAGAAGAGUCCAGAUGUCUGAGUCGGUGUUCUGUUUGGUGAUAUUUUUAUUCACUACAUACACAAUCAGUCUUCAGUCAGCAGUGUUUCUUAAGCACAGGGACGCUGUACGGAUCCUGAGGCACCGCCGAGCCAACUACUUCCUGGAAGAAGUGAUGCCCGGAGAUCUGGAGCGCGAGUGUUACGAGGAGAUUUGCUCAAAAGAGGAAGCUGCAGAAAUAUUUCAGAGCAGAGAGAAAACAACAGAGUUUUGGUAUAGAUACCAAUCUCAGAGUAAGUGCCAUGAAAACGUGUGUUUUAACAGAGGAGUUUGCACCAUAAGUGAAGGACGUUACAAGUGUGUGUGUCCGCCACAUUACACCGGAACACACUGCGAGACAGAAGUGUUUGAGUGCGAGUACAAGAACGGUGGGUGUUUACACUACUGUAGAGACGCACAACCGGUCGGCUCCAGCGUCACCUGCAGUUGUGCUGAUGGAUAUGACCUGGAGGAGGACGGAAAAACCUGCGAAGUGAAGGCACAAUACCCGUGUGGAAAACAAUGGACUCAAGGCUUUCUACUGCGCUCCUUACCGGAUGAUCUAAACCACAACCAUACCUCAGAAGACCCCAAACACUACCUCACAAACAACACACAGUUCAAACCAAACCACACCCACUCUCUGGAGAACGCCACCCACCCGCUCUACAACAUAUCUGCGUCUGAUGACUCGGAUAGACGAAUUGUCGGUGGCAUGCUGCAGCGUCAGGGUGGAAGUCCGUGGCAGGCUCUGCUACGCAAUAAAGAUGAGAAUGGUUACUGUGGAGGAACGCUGAUCAACCUGCGCUGGGUCAUUACAGCGGCUCACUGUCUCCAGGAAACACCUGAUCAUGUGACCCUCGGCGACUAUGAUAAAUUUCGUCCUGAUGAAGGCGAGCAGAAGAUCAAGGUGGAGAAGGUUGUCGCUCAUCCCCAUUACCACGACUACACAUUUGACAGUGACAUCGCUUUGCUGUACCUGGCCAAGCCGGUGGUGUUCAGUUCAGUCGUCUCCCCUGCAUGCCUUCCGAACGUUCAGCUGGCCAAGCGGCUGGAGCGACCUGGGGAGAACGGCCUAGUGAGCGGCUGGGGUGCGACUAGCUACCUCGGCCGUGCUUCUCGCUUCCUCAUGAAAGUGUCACUUCCUGUAGUGGACCAGAAGGACUGUAUGGAUUCAACAGAUCAGGUGAUCACUGAUAACAUGUUCUGCGCCGGAUAUCUGCAUGCAGAGAAAGAUGCGUGUAGCGGUGACAGCGGUGGGCCGUUCGUGGUGAACUACAGGGGGACGUGGUUCCUGACCGGAGUGGUGAGCUGGGGCGAGCAAUGUGCCGCCGACGGAAAAUACGGGGUGUACACAAGAAUCAGCAACUUCCUGCACUGGAUAGGAGACGAGAUGAAGAAACACGAAGAGACAAUCAACAAGAACAACAAACAAACCAGCACCAAUUCGACCCUGCGCUCUUAUUCAUAACCUAAUUCUAAUCAUAUGAUAACUGGAUGUUUUUAGUUACAAUUUUUUUAAUGAAGACAUUGGAGCUUUUCUGUUUUGUGCAAACUGUAUGGAGAAAAUGUUCACUCUAUUAACCUGUGAUCCUAUAGUAAAGUUCAGGAUCAGGAACCAUACACAGGAAACACUUCGAACAUCAGAAAUACUGAAUUAUGAGUGAAAGCAGUUAUUAAACCCUUUUACACCACA
Messenger RNA from Hemibagrus wyckioides, 1868 nucleotides. RefSeq names its product coagulation factor X. The record is from RefSeq and is a predicted model, not a curated record. The transcript has 9 exons. NCBI's taxonomy places the organism in Eukaryota, Metazoa, Chordata, Actinopteri, Siluriformes, Bagridae. Gene Ontology annotation, molecular function: calcium ion binding; serine-type endopeptidase activity. Gene Ontology annotation, cellular component: extracellular region. Gene Ontology annotation, biological process: blood coagulation; proteolysis. The coding region runs from base 153 to 1643 and encodes 496 amino acids.